AUGGCAAUCAAAGACCUCGCGAACGGCCGGGGAACGGCGAGCGACGCCGGCGGCGGCGGCGGCGGCGACGUCAAGGCGCACUUCGUGUUCAUCCCGAUGAUGUUCCAGGGCCACCUGAUCCCGGCGGUGGACACGGCGCUGCUGCUGGCCACCCACGGCGCGCUCGCCAGCAUCGUCGUCACGCCGUCCAACACCGGGCGCGUCCGCCCGGCCGUCGACUUCGCCCGCAAGUCCGGGCUCCCCGUCCGGCUCGUGGAGCUCCCGCUCGAGCUCGCCGCGGAGGGGCUCCCCGACGGGGCCGACGACGUCGACAGGGUGCCGCCGGACCUCUGGGCCAACUACUUCCGCGCCCUGGCGCGCCUCCGGGCGCCGCUCGAGCGCCACCUCCGCGCGCACGCGCCGUACCCGACCUGCGUCGUGGCGGACUUCUGCCACCCGUGGGCCAGGGAGCUCGCGGCGAGCCUCGGGGUCCCGCGGCUCUGCUUCUUCAGCAUGUGCGCCUUCUGCCUCCUGUGCCAACACAACGUCGAGAGGUUCGACGCGUACGGCGGCGUCGCCGGUGACGACGAGCUCGUCGUCGUGCCCGGUUUGGAGAGAAAGGUGGAAGUGUCGAGGGCUCAAGCUCCUGGGUUCUUCCGGGGGAUGCCCGGGUUUGAGAAGUUCGCGGACGAGGUCGAGCAAGUCUUGGCCGAGGCCGAUGGCAUCGUCACCAACAGCUUCCUGGAGAUGGAGCCGGAGUACGUCGCCGGCUACGCGGAGGCUAGGAGGAUGAAGGUGUGGACCGUCGGGCCGGUGUCCCUGUUCCACCAGCGCGCCACGACGUUGGCAUCGAGAGGGAAUACCGCCGCCAUCGACGCGGACGAGUGCCUCCGGUGGCUCGACGGCAAGGAGCCCAGCUCCGUGGUGUACGUCAGCUUCGGGAGCAUCGCGCACGCGGAAGAAAAGCAGGUCGUCGAGCUCGGGCUCGGGCUGGAGGCCUCCGGCCACCCGUUCAUCUGGGUGGUGAAGAACGCCGACCAGCACGGCGAGGAUGUGGCGGAGUUCCUGCGCGAGCUCGAGGCGCGCGUCGCCGGGCGCGGGCUGCUCAUCAGGGGGUGGGCGCCGCAGGUGCUGAUCCUGUCGCACGCGGCCGUCGGCGGCUUCGUGACUCACAGCGGGUGGAACUCGACCGUGGAGGCGGUCACGGCCGGGCUGCCGGUGGUGACGUGGCCGCACUUCGCGGACCAGUUCCUGAACGCCAAGUUCGCCGUGGAGGUGCUGGGGUUCGGCGUGGACGUCGGGGUGAUGGAGCCGGUGAUGUACCGGCUGGACCAGAAGGAGAUCGUGGUGGGGAGGGAGGUGGUCGAGAAGGCGGUGAGGAGCAUCAUGGACGGAGGGGACGAGGGGGAAGAGCGGAGGAGGAGGGCGCGGGCGCUCGCGGCGAAGGCGAGGGCUGCCGUGGAGGAAGGCGGAUCGUCGCACCGGAACCUGCUGGAUUUGGUCAAGAAUUUCGAGUUCAAGGUGGGCGCGGGGUGUGACGCGAUCGCAUGA
Molecule: messenger RNA, 1530 nt
Organism: Panicum hallii
Lineage: Eukaryota; Viridiplantae; Streptophyta; Magnoliopsida; Poales; Poaceae
Product: UDP-glycosyltransferase 73E1-like
Exons: 1
Coding region: 1-1530 (509 amino acids)
Molecular function (GO): UDP-glycosyltransferase activity
Source: RefSeq, a predicted model, not a curated record